Messenger RNA from Saccharomyces kudriavzevii IFO 1802, 3174 nucleotides. RefSeq names its product transcription elongation factor SPT5 (gene SPT5). Bases 1 to 3174 code for a protein of 1057 amino acids. Gene Ontology annotation, cellular component: DSIF complex. The record is from RefSeq and is a predicted model, not a curated record. Gene Ontology annotation, molecular function: mRNA binding; protein binding. Gene Ontology annotation, biological process: regulation of DNA-templated transcription elongation; regulation of transcription by RNA polymerase II; transcription elongation-coupled chromatin remodeling. The transcript has a single exon. NCBI's taxonomy places the organism in Eukaryota, Fungi, Ascomycota, Saccharomycetes, Saccharomycetales, Saccharomycetaceae.
AUGAGUGACAACUCGGACACAAACGAGAACAUGCAGGGCCAUGAUCAACAGGUUGCUGAUCCCGUGGCAGUUCAGCAGAUGACCACCACUAACGAUGACAAUACUAAUAGCAGUGACGCUAUUGACAAUAGCACCGCCACCACAACAACAAGCAACGGACAGGUAGAAAAUGCAAGCAACGCCUAUCUUUCAAAUAAAGUAGAGGCAGAAGCAGAAGCAGAAGUACAGCAACCCGAAAGUGAUUUAGAGGCAGCUGCUCCAGAGCAGGCGUCUGUCAGCACAUCUGUUAGCGAUGAUGCCGCAGCAACUUCGAAUCCAGAUUCAUCUGAACCAAGUGAAACCGGCAAGAAGGAUGAAGCAUUCGAUGAAAGAAAGAGAUCUCGCGAAGAAGUAGCCAAGAAUGGCGAUGGAGAUAACAAGGAUGAUGAAGACAACGACAACGAUGAGGACGAUGAAGAUGAGGACGAUGAUGAAGCUCCAACUAAGAGGCGUCGUCAAGAGAGGAAUAGAUUCUUGGAUAUUGAGGCUGAAGUUAGUGAUGACGAAGACGAAGAUGAAGACGAAGAGGAUUCAGAGUUGGUUCGUGAAGGUUUCAUUACUCAUGGCGACGAUGAGGAUGACGAAUCAGGCACUCCGGAUGCAAGAAGAGACGACAGGCUGCAUAGACAACUGGACCAAGAUUUGAACAAAAGCUCAGAAGAGGAUGCUCAAAGGUUGGCCAAAGAAUUAAGGGAACGGUACGGCAGAAGUAGUUCCAAGCAAUAUCGUGCUGCCGCUCAGGACGGUUACGUCCCACAGAGGUUUCUUCUACCAAGUGUCGAUACAGCCACUGUUUGGGGUGUCCGUUGUAGGCCAGGCAAAGAAAAGGAAUUAGUUCGCAAAUUGUUGAAAAAGAAAUUCAAUUUGGAUAGAGCCAUGGGCAAAAAGAAACUGAAAAUAUUAUCUAUUUUUCAAAGAGAUAAUUAUACAGGAAGAAUUUAUAUUGAAGCUCCCAAACAAUCUGUUAUUGAGAAAUUUUGUAAUGGUGUUCCAGAUAUCUAUAUUUCUCAAAAACUGUUGAUUCCCGUUCAAGAAUUACCUCUACUACUAAAACCUAACAAGUCUGAUGAUGUUGCCUUGGAAGAAGGUAGCUAUGUUCGUAUUAAGAGGGGUAUUUAUAAAGGUGAUCUAGCCAUGGUUGACCAAAUUAGUGAAAAUAAUUUAGAAGUGAUGCUGAAGAUUGUUCCCCGUUUAGAUUACGGUAAAUUUGAUGAAAUCGAUCCAACUACUCAACAACGUAAAUCUAGAAGACCAACAUUUGCUCAUAGGGUUCCACCACAAUUAUUUAAUCCAACGAUGGCCUUAAGAUUAGAUCAAGCUAACCUUUACAAAAGAGAUGAUCGUCAUUUUACUUACAAAAAUGAAGAUUAUAUUGAUGGUUAUUUAUACAAGUCCUUUAGAAUUCAGCAUGUGGAAACUAAGAGCAUCCAACCAACUGUGGAAGAAUUGGCAAGAUUCGGCUCCAAAGAAGGUGCUGUAGAUCUAACAUCAGUCUCGCAAUCUAUCAAGAAGGCACAAGCUGCAAAGGUCACUUUUCAACCUGGUGAUCGUAUCGAAGUCUUAAAUGGUGAACAACGUGGUUCCAAAGGUAUUGUAACAAGAACUACAAAAGAUAUUGCCACUAUUAAAUUAAAUGGGUUUACCACUCCUUUGGAAUUUCCCAUUUCCACCUUGAGAAAGAUCUUUGAACCUGGUGACCAUGUCACUGUCAUUAAUGGUGAACAUCAGGGUGAUGCGGGGUUAGUUCUUAUGGUAGGGCAAGGCCAAGUGACGUUCAUGUCAACUCAAACAAGCAGAGAAGUUACCAUUACGGCGAAUAAUUUAUCCAAAUCUAUUGAUACAACAGCUACAUCCAGCGAAUACGCGUUACAUGACAUUGUAGAGUUGAGUGCCAAGAACGUCGCAUGUAUUAUCCAGGCUGGUCACGAUAUCUUCAAGGUAAUUGAUGAAACUGGUAAAGUGUCGACAAUUACCAAAGGUUCUAUUUUGAGUAAGAUAAAUACUGCUCGCGCCCGUGUUUCCAGUGUUGACGGGAAUGGCAACGAGAUUAAAAUUGGUGACACGAUAGUGGAAAAAGUGGGUUCACGCAGAGAAGGCCAGGUUUUAUACAUCCAAACACAACAAAUCUUUGUGGUUUCCAAGAAGAUCGUGGAAAAUGCUGGGGUUUUUGUCGUUAAUCCUAGUAAUGUUGAAGCUGUAGCAUCCAAGGAUAAUAUGCUAAGUAAUAAAAUGGAUUUAAGCAGAAUGAAUCCUGAAAUCGUCUCUAAAAUGGGACCCCCAUCAUCCAAAACAUUCCAGCAACCCAUGCAAUCCAGAAUUGGUCGUGAGGUGGCAAUUGGUAAAACAGUUAGAAUUCGUUCUGCUGGUUAUAAAGGACAAUUAGGAAUUGUGAAAGAUGUUAAUGGUGAUAAAGCUACCGUAGAAUUACAUUCCAAGAACAAACACAUUACAAUUGAUAAGCAUAAACUGACGUAUUAUAACCGUGAAGGAGGAGAAGGUAUCACGUACGAUGAAUUAGUUAAUAGACGUGGGAGAGUUCCGCAGGCCAGAAUGGGCCCAAGUUAUGUCAGUGCGCCAAGGAAUAUGGCCACUGGUGGUAUAGCUGUGGGAGGUGCUGCUGCCUCAUCAGGUCUCAGUGGCGGUAUGACACCAGGUUGGAGUUCGUUCGAUGGUGGUAAAACUCCGGCCGUAAAUGCACACGGUGGCUCAGGUGGUGGUAGUGUCUCCUCGUGGGGCGGUGCAUCGACUUGGGGGGGCCAAGGUAAUGGUGGUGCGUCCACAUGGGGCGGUGCCGCUGGUAGCGGCGGUGGUGCUUCAGCAUGGGGCGGCCAAGGUACAGGUGCUACUUCCACCUGGGGUGGUGCUUCAGCAUGGGGUAAUAAAUCAAGUUGGGGCGGUGCUUCUACUUGGGCUUCAGGCGGUGAAUCUAACGGUGCCACAUCUACCUGGGGUGGUACCGGUGAUAAGUCGGCUUAUGGCGGGGCCUCCACUUGGGGUGGUAACAAUAACAAUAAGAGUACAAGAGAUGGUGGAGCUUCUGCUUGGGGUAAUCAAGAUGGUGGCAAUAGGUCUGCUUGGAAUAAUCAAGGAAAUAAGUCGAACUAUGGUGGUAAUAGUACAUGGGGAGGUCAUUAG